Paramisgurnus dabryanus is the source of this 2756-nucleotide messenger RNA. RefSeq names its product LIM homeobox 2b (gene lhx2b). Gene Ontology annotation, cellular component: nucleus. Gene Ontology annotation, molecular function: DNA-binding transcription factor activity, RNA polymerase II-specific; RNA polymerase II transcription regulatory region sequence-specific DNA binding. NCBI's taxonomy places the organism in Eukaryota, Metazoa, Chordata, Actinopteri, Cypriniformes, Cobitidae. Gene Ontology annotation, biological process: regulation of transcription by RNA polymerase II; neuron differentiation. The record is from RefSeq and is a predicted model, not a curated record.
UUGGAUCAGCCUAUACCUCACUGCCUCACUGGAUUAUACAAACCAAAAGUGUCCUCAACUCCACCUCCUCCUCAAUUACCUACACGCUGAGGUUACUGCAAGCUGGACGAACAACAACAGAAAAUACAACAUACGACAUCUCAUUUAUUAAAACCAUUGAGUUAGUAGCGUUUCCUGCGCAUCCAAGCUGCUGAAGUUGGACGCUUUGCGCGCGCGCGUCAUAACAAACUGUCGUGAAGGAACUGAAGAGACGAGAAUGAAUAUAUAAUCACUUACACGAUCUCUAUCUUCAUUUAGUCGCUUCCCAGGCAUUUCGGGAUUAUAUUUUUUAUUCUUCGGUGAUGCAACGUCGGAUUUUUUUUCUGUGUGGCAACAGACCAAGACUGAUUUCUGACGAGACAAGAGAAGAUUGAAAAACUAUUGAGAUCUAACACUGACAAAUGCAUGUCCUAAAUGUGGUAACAGAAAGUUACUCACGAAGAAAUAGGAGGGUCCAGUGUUGCACAUGUAGAGGGGGCAUCAGUAGCUGGUAUGUGCUCAAAGCUCUGGAAUGCUCACAUAGGUUACAACACCAAUACUAUCUGUACCUGCUGCAUGUUUUGCGCUCUGAGAAAUUAUUGCAUUCAAUGCAUCCGGAGUGGACAGUCUUGAUAAACGAAUAACGAUUAGCUCGAUCAGAUCCUCAAACGGGAUUUCUUUAAUGAAAGAGAGAGGUCAUAUGAACUGCACAGACCUAGAAGUGCGUCUCACGGAAAUCUUGGGUUGCAGAUCUGACGGAAGCACGUGCUAUUCGGUCUCAUCUGCGGCAACGAUGCUUUUCCACGGUCUGCCUGGAGGCGAGAUGCAUGGUGUUAUGGAAGAAAUGGAGCGGAGAGGAAAGAGCGAUUCGGCGACUAUCAGCUCGGCCAUAGAUAUGGGGGAAACAGAGACGAAUAUGCCCUCUAUCAGCGGGGAUCGGGUGGCUUUGUGUGCGGGCUGUGGAGGAAAGAUCUCGGAUCGCUAUUACCUGCUCGCCGUGGAUAAACAGUGGCACAUGCGCUGUCUGAAGUGCUGUGAGUGUAAACUAAACCUGGAGUCUGAGCUCACCUGCUUCAGCAAAGAUGGAAGCAUCUACUGCAAAGAGGAUUAUUACAGAAGGUUUUCGGUGCAGAGAUGUGCCCGGUGCCACCUCGGGAUCUCGGCCUCGGAAAUGGUCAUGAGGGCCAGGGAUUUGGUGUACCACUUGAACUGUUUCACCUGCACGACGUGCAACAAAAUGCUGACGACUGGGGACCACUUCGGCAUGAAAGACAGUCUAGUGUACUGCAGGCUACACUUUGAAACGCUCAUCCAGGGAGACUUCCCCACGCAUUUCAAUCACACGGAUGUAACGCCUAAUAAAGGACUGGGCAGCACGGGACCUCUAGGACUUUCUUAUUAUAACGGCGUGAACACGGUACAGAAGGGCCGACCGAGAAAGAGAAAGAGCCCGGGGCCCGGAGCAGACUUAGCGGCGUACAACGCAGCUUUGAGCUGCAAUGAGAAUGACGGAGAUCCAAUGGACAGAGACUCUCAAUACAGCACCAACCAGAAGACCAAACGCAUGAGAACCUCUUUUAAACACCAUCAGCUAAGGACCAUGAAGUCUUAUUUCGCCAUAAACCACAAUCCUGAUGCCAAGGACCUGAAGCAGUUGGCCCAGAAAACAGGACUAACCAAGCGUGUGCUACAGGUCUGGUUCCAGAACGCUCGGGCCAAGUUCAGAAGGAACCUUCUCCGUCAGGAGAACACAGGUGUGGACAAGGCCUCGGACGGGUCGACCCUACCUGGAGGAACACCGUCUGGACCUGCCUCAGAGAUAUCCAAUGCCUCCAUGAGUCCGUCCAGUACCCCCACCACCCUUACAGACCUUACGAACCCCACCAUGCCAACCGUCACAUCUGUACUGACCUCUGUGCCAGGCAGUCUGGACGUUCACGAAUGCCGAAGUCCCUCGCAAAGCACGUUGACCAGCCUUUUCUGAUGAUCAUCAUUCAGAGGACACGCGAGCACACAGACACCUGCUUCCUGUGAAGUCCGGUCAUGGAUGCGACCAGGGUUCGGCUCCGAUUCAAAGAGGAACAUCUUCAACAUCUUGUUCAAUUCAUGUGGAAAAAUCCACUGAAAUUAGAAAUGCAGCAUUACGUUAGCACUGAUCGUCUUUAUUUCAUUGCUCCAUUUCAUUGUGAUAGUCAUUCAUCAACGACCUACUGUCAUUAAAAAACAUCAAAACCGAUCUACCUGGGCAUCUUUUGUAGAGGCCAGUGAUAGGGCCAAUUGAAGUCAAAAGAUUUUACGACGACUCACGUUUGUCCGUGAGCCGCUUUAGAGUAUUGAAUCUUGGGGAAGACUUAAGUCUCACUGACAGAUCUGUUGAUCAUUUUCAAGUCUUUGAAACUAUUAAAGAGACUGGAUUCGCAUUUAAUUUUAUAUGUCCCCCAGCAAUGUUUACAGAAAGAGACUGAGACUGCAGCUGAUGGGAACUGAUUCAACCGUCAACCUCUUAUUUAUGUUCACACACAGGGGUCUGUGUGAGGAUGCCGGAUUACAAUGUGAAUAAUGAUGAGAUAAGUGUAAACAGCAAACGAUAGCCUGACUGUCAUGUGCCUUAAAUCCUGCAAUGUAGUCACUGAAGCCCUGUUAGCAUCGUUCAAAGAAUUACAUAGAAAAACGUGUAUUUUAAUUUGUUGAAUGAAAACGAUAAUUCGGCGUCAACACGGCACGCACGAAAAGCAGAG